This is a messenger RNA of Anopheles cruzii, 2181 nucleotides long. RefSeq lists its product as uncharacterized. Bases 1 to 1974 code for a protein of 657 amino acids. Lineage: Eukaryota; Metazoa; Arthropoda; Insecta; Diptera; Culicidae. The record is from RefSeq and is a predicted model, not a curated record. The transcript is spliced from 4 exons.
AUGUCAUCCAACGAGCAAGGAAACAAGCCACGGGCGAGCCAGGAAGAGGCGGGCCCAUCCAAGCCGCGAUCGAAAGCCGACCCUGAAGCUGGUCCGAGCUCGACACGUCGAGUUCGAUCGAUCGAUCGAUACUACGAGUACCACAGCGACAGCGAGUCGGAGCUAGACGCUGAUGAGCUGGAGGCCGAUCGCAGAGUCUUCAACAGUGCCGCGGAGCAGGAGCGUCAUACGGCGGCGGAACUCACACGCCAUUUGACGCUGAUCACCCAACAAAGCCCUGAACAUGGUUCGGCAAUGCUGAAGCAGACACUGUGCAUGCUGGGGCCAUAUUUUCCCGGCAUGCCGAAAGAUCCCCGAACCGCGCUGAAGGGGCCGUGGCACAUCGAGCCCCUAGAAGUCGACGGAGGCCUCUUCUGGUAUCGUGGUUUUGAAUCCGGAAUUCUUGAAAACGUGGCCAGCGACACCAAAGAGGUUAAAUUUGAUGUCCAUGUCGGUGUGGCGCCGUUGCCUCAACUAACAAGUCCCGAAUUAAAAACAUGGGUUAUCCAAGCACGGUUGCAUGAAGCCACAAAACCACCUGGCGAGCCCUUUGUCGUCGCUGUGUUUUGUGGCAAUUCUAGGCCAACGUGUGAGGAAUUGCUUGGGCCGUUCAGCGAAAAGGCAGCACGGUUAUGUGAAUCGCCACUGACGGUGAAUGGUGAUUCACUAACCGUGAAGCCACGGGUAGUGAUUUCUGACGAUGCUGAACGAGCAUUUAUCAAAGGGACGGUCAAUCAAAGCAGUUGCUACGGAUGCCCCAAAUGCACCAUAAAAGGAGAGCUUGUCUUUGGAUCCACCAUGACGUUUUUCGGUCAACCGAACACCACGUACACCCGACGUACAAAUGAAGAGUUCCGGUGUGGAGUUUACGCAAGCACCCACCAGAAGGUUGUGACACCGUUGGCAAGGUUGCCCAUCGACCUCGUCCAGGAUGUUAUUGUAGGCGACAAUCGCAAUCUAUUGCACUUAGGUGUAAUGAAAAAUUUAUACUCCGUUUUUGUCAAAGGCGCUGCUAAUGUCCCGGAAAUGGACGGGAUCGGACAGGUGUUAUUGCAACUCGUAUUGACGAAUGUCGAGUUCCCACACGAAAGACGCACGACCGCACGACAUUUUAAUACCAACAUUACGGAAUGGUCGCCAUCCAUGUGGGGGUAUUUUUUGGACGUUGUUGGCAUUGUAGUUCUUGGGCAAGUCGGGCAACCGGCGUGCUACGAAAUGUACUGUCUUUUGCAUUGGGGCGUUGCAAUAUGCAAUCAUUCGAGAUUUAGUAGUUAUCUAAAUGCUGCACGGCGAGUACUGCAACAGUACGUAACAAAGCACAAUGAUUUGGUCGGCUCUGUUACGUGCAAUUUCCAUCACCUUCUCCACCUAGUGGAUGAGGUACGAAGGUUUGGGCCGUUGCCGCUGCAGUCUUCGAACCCUUUUGAGGCCGAACUUAGCGUCCUCAGACACGAAGUUGACCUCGCGAAGGCCGGUUCGCCGGUGCAACAGGUGGCAACGGCCCUGCUACUGCGCGAAAGAACACGCUAUCCGUUCCUUACUAACCCACUACCUGUUAUGCCGAUCCCUACGAACAACGGCCGUAGGGUGAAAAUUCGGAAGAAUUUUUUGUUGAAAAACUCUGCAAAUGAUACAGACAGCUGGUUUUUGGUACCGGGCUCGGGCUCUUCAUGCCGCGGCCAAGUAGUUAAAUUUGUAUCAGCUAGGGCAGACCCCUUUGUUGUGUGUGGGACACCCCUGACCGAACAAAGGGCGAGUGGCAACAAUCCUUUCGCCGAUCCUAUAGGGUUGGACGUCUUUAUCACAUCCGACAAACAUAAUCUGCAGAGCACGAAAGAAUACAGUUUGAAGGAUAUGGUUUGUAAGCUAUGUGUAGUUUGGAUGCCCACAUACAUAUCGUUUGUGCCGCUGCCUGAAUCAUUUGCAGAGAGUUAAAAAAUAGUUUAGUGGGUUUUGUGUGGUAGUGGUUUGGUGGUAUGCGUGGUUAACCAUGCGUGGAUGAAUAUGGCGGCCCACCGAUAUUACGAUUUAGGAGAUAAAAACGACAUCGACGAUGAGCCAAAACACGUCCAAGCAAAACGGCUGUAAAAAUUGACUGAUUAUAGAAAUCGGCCGAACUUUUCACCAUAAGUCACUGACAUG